ACAAGUUAGUUUGAGCGGGUUGCCACAACAGGCAAUGAAAAUUCAACUGGCCAGACAGAACCGUCGACCGCAGUAGAUGCCGAAUGGCAGAUACUCCCUGCUCUUCCCUGGGAGGGUGAUUUGAAUGAGCUGGAUGUAAAUGACGGUGCGCCACCGCACUGGAUGUCUAGAUUUGUGUCGGGGCGAGAUUCACAGGCGCGCUCUAACGUUAACUGGAAACGCUGUUCUUGAGGAGCAGAAACAGAAGAUAGCUGUACUAAACUACACCAGUGCUCAGAGUCACACAGAGUUGUCGUGUAUUACCGCAUCCUGACCUGAGAACGAGAGAGACAGCAUUCGUGUGAGAGCAGCUGCCAUGACAGGGGUGGGGGCAGAGGAUGACAUCCCUCUCUGUGAGAGGAAAACUGUCACUGACUUCUGCUAUCUCCUGGACAAGUCCAAACAGCUUUUCAAUGGCUUAAGGGAUCUGCCUCAAUAUGGACACAAGCAGUGGCAGUCCUAUUUUGGCCGAACAUUUGACGUAUACACCAAGCUGUGGAAGUUUCAGCAGCAGCACAGACAAGUCCUGGACAACCGGUAUGGUCUCAAGAGGUGGCAGAUAGGUGAAGUGGCCUCAAAAAUUGGCCAGCUGUACUACCAUUACUACCUCCGCACUUCAGAAACAAGCUACCUUAAUGAAGCCUUUUCCUUUUAUUCGGCCAUUCGCCAACGAUCAUAUUACCACCAAGUCAACAAAGAAGACAGGCCAGAGCUGGUUGUAAAAAAGCUGAGGUAUUAUGCUCGCUUUAUCGUUGUUUGUCUGUUGCUCAACAAGAUGGACCUGGUUAAAGUGUUGGUCAAGGAGCUGUCUGAAGAGAUUGAGGACUACACCCAACGCUUCAACACAGAGGACCAGUUAGAGUGGAACCUGGUGCUGCAGGAAGUUGCUGCUUUUGUGGAGGCAGAUCCUCUUAUGAUCCUAAAUGAUGACAACUCUGGGGUGGUCAUAUCCAAUCGGUUGCAGGAGGGAGGCAUGCCCCUUCUUGAACAGGGCAUGGUGGUUGGCCAGCUCACCUUGGCAGAUGCGCUCAUCGUUGGCAACUGUAACAAUCAGGUGAAGUUUAGCGAGCUGACCAUCGAUAUGUUUCGUAUGCUUCAAGCGCUUGAGAGGGAACCGGUGAACCUGGCUACACAAAGCUCCAAGCCAGGGACACUUGUAAGAGAAGACUCUUACACUCUCCCUGUCACUCUCUAUGAGCCCAAUGAAAAGCCGGCCAAGAGAGAGAACCCUCAUAAAUAUCUCCUCUACAAACCAACCUUCAGCCAGCUCUACACUUUCCUGUCUGCCUCCUUCAAGGAACUGCCAGCCAAUAGUGUCCUGCUGGUGUAUCUCUCUGCCACUGGAGUGUUUCCUGCUGGACGCUCAGAGCGUGAAGGACCAUAUGAUUUUGGAGGUGUCCUGACCAAUACUAAUCGAGAUGUGGUAAACGGUGAGAUGGUUCAGAAGAGAAACCAGGCACAAAAAGAGAUGCACUGUCUUCACCCAGGAGACCUUUUCCCCUUCACCAGGAAACCUCUGUUUAUCAUUGUCGACUCAUCCAACAGCACAGCUUAUAAGAAUUUCUCCAAUCUGUUUGGCCAGCCACUUGUUUGCCUGCUUUCUCCAACAGUGUAUCCGAAGAGCAUGCAAGACCCGUGUCAGCGUGGGAGUCUGUUUACUCUUUUCCUUUACAACCCCCUCAUGGGCUUCCUGUCUGUGUGUGGACUGAGCAGCAUGCGCUAUGGAUUGUGGGAAAAGGCCCAAGAACUCCUACGGAAGGUUUUCCAUGACAUUGGCCAGAUGAUCACGAGCUCCCGAGUUAUAGAUCAGGCCUAUCUGCAAUUUUAUGGCGAUGAAUUUCUGCGUCUGCUCAUGAUCCGUUUUGUGUUCUGCUGCACCACACUCCGAUUACACAAGCUUUUCCGGGAAGCGGGGAGUUUUCCAGAAUCGUACCCCCCGCUGCCCAAACAGGAGAUAGUGGAGAGUAGCCUUCUACAGAAACGUGUGCUGGAGCUGGCGGCCAUGUUGGACGUGCAAAACCUCUUCUCUGAUGGCAUGUUGGAUAACUAUUGACCACAUGGUGGCACCAUGCCAACCUGCAGACACACGCUCAUGCCCAUACACACACAAACACAAGUUGUAGGUAGGUUCUUCUGAACAAGCUAGUUGUUAAGCCUAAUCUCAUUAGAUCUAGAUACGGUAGUUUAAUAACUAUUCAAGACAAAAUAUCUCAUCUUUGUGGGCAGAUAUUUAAAAUUUGUCGAGUUCACAUGUAUUUUUAGAUUUUAAUGAGCUACACACACCCAGAUGCGAAAGACUUGCUCCCAACAUACAGGAAAAUGUACUACAUGCAUGUAGCGUUUGAGAGUAUGAGCGCAGGCAAAUGGGCGUUCAGACCUGUUGAGGGCAGCUAUCGCCGUUUCUGAAGGUGAUAAGAGAGCACAAGAAGAAAGGAGACUUGGAA
This is a messenger RNA of Sinocyclocheilus rhinocerous, 2483 nucleotides long. Its product is annotated as protein SCAI-like. Gene Ontology annotation, molecular function: transcription corepressor activity. The record is from RefSeq and is a predicted model, not a curated record. Lineage: Eukaryota; Metazoa; Chordata; Actinopteri; Cypriniformes; Cyprinidae. The coding region runs from base 356 to 2092 and encodes 578 amino acids. The transcript is spliced from 18 exons. Gene Ontology annotation, biological process: DNA-templated transcription.